Erpetoichthys calabaricus (reedfish) is the source of this 4661-nucleotide messenger RNA. RefSeq names its product transmembrane protein 106Ba (gene tmem106ba). NCBI's taxonomy places the organism in Eukaryota, Metazoa, Chordata, Cladistia, Polypteriformes, Polypteridae. The transcript has 8 exons. The record is from RefSeq and is a predicted model, not a curated record. Bases 124 to 960 code for a protein of 278 amino acids.
CAUCUUGUGUUUUGCAUAUGAUUCGCGUGGAGGAUAGGAAGAAAACUCGAGUGGGUAAACUGAAAGGGAGCUCCAGGAAAGUGUCGUGCAAGGACUGCAUUUAGACAGCAGUUUGGGAAAGUCAUGGGGAAGUCAUUUUCUCACUUACCACUGCAUAAUUUUAAAGAUGAGUACCAUGAUAACCGCACACAUCAUUCUGAUGUUUUGGAAAGAAAUGGAAUAGUACAGCCCGAUUCACACUGUGAAGAUGGCAGAAAUGGUGAUGUGUCCCAGUUCCCUUAUGUGGAGUUUACUGGGCGAGAUAGUGUAACUUGUCCCACAUGUCAAGGAACUGGUCGAAUUCCACGAGGCCAGGAAAAUCAACUUGUUGCUUUAAUCCCAUACAGCGACCAGAGGCUUAGGCCUAGGAGAACAAAGCUUUACGUGACAGCUUCAGUGAUCGUUUGCCUGCUACUUUCUGGGCUAGCUGUGUUCUUCCUUUUUCCAAGAUCCAUUGAUGUUUCCUAUGUUGGUGUGAAGUCUGUGUAUGUCAACUAUGACAAAGACAAGCGUAUUGUGUAUCUCAAUAUUACAAAUACAUUGAAUAUAACAAACAAUAACUAUUAUUCUGUGGAAGUUGCAAACAUCAGUGCACAGGUCCAGUUCUCAAAAACUGUUAUUGGCAAAGCCCGACUGAGCAAUAUUACAUCAAUUGGUCCCCUUGACAUGAAACAGAUCGAUUACAUGGUACCCACAGUAAUAGCUGAAGAAAUGAGUUACAUGUAUGAAUAUUGUACCUUGGCUACAAUAAAAGUACAUAAUAUUGUAGUGAUGAUGCAAGUAACAGUGACAACUGCUUACUUCGGUCAUACUGAGCAAGUUUCUCAGGAGAGAUAUCAGUAUGUGGACUGUGGAGGGAAUACUACCUACUUGCAUGGCCAUUCUGAAGUUUUAAAUAUACUCCAGCCACCACAGCAGUAAUGUGUUUAGAAGGUUAAUUUUAAGAGAUGGGGGAAUACCAGUGUUUUUUUUUUAUUAGUACCUUUUAGGUACUCCAACUUGUUUGUACUUGAAGAUUGUAUAGCUGGUCUCACUGUGUUAUUUACCUAGUUUAAUUAAAUUUUUAUUUUGUUUUAUUGUUUACGAGUUCUAUCUUUGAUAAUCUGGUAACCUAAUGUACAGCUCAUGUAUUACUGUAAGCACAGGUUAAAAGGAAAAUUCUUUUACUUACCAGUUUGUGUCAGAUACUCUUUUUAUGUUGUAUAUAAACGAUCCAGUUAAUGUUACCAUAAUACAAAUAUAUACUCCAAUGUUGCACACUGCUUUGUUUACAUUUCAUAAUUCAUCUAGGAGCCCUCUUAUGCAAGUACAAGUUGAUUGUUUUAAGCUUAGUAUUGUAAAGGAAGGAAUUAAAAUCCGCACAGUAUGGAUUAAGAAAUGCUGUUUAAUUCAUGAAAUGAAAGAAAUGAUUACUAUUUCUUAUGAAAUUUGCUAAUGCUUACACUUGAAAUAUUUUGAAAGUUUUUUUUUCAACAAUUAGGAAACAGUAUCUUGCAUUGUGUGUAUUAACUUGAUGUUUGAAAACACAUCUGUAACCAUUUAUUUUGUCAUUUACACUGAGAUAUCAGACAUUUAUGCAUAAUAAAUAAUACAAUACUGCUUUAUCAGUAAAGAAGAUAUUCAACACAUUACCUAAAAACCAUGUUCAUUUGUUUCGAAAUGUUACAGUAGACUGCUAACCUGAUGUCCGCAUCUUGCAGAGAUAUUCUGACACAUUAAAUGGCAUGUUUGUUAAAGCUAAAAUAAUGUACAUUAUGCUAGAAAUGUAUUUAUACAGAUCAGCUGUUUAUAUAAGGUAAAAUGGUUCUAAACAUUAUUCUGCUUAAAAUGUUUGCAAUAGUUUUUUGAGAUAUUCCAUAUUAUCAUUUCCUGGAUUUAUUAAUGGUUUGCUCAGAACCUAUGGCAUUACUGUAUUAGUUAAUCAUGUUAUUUCAUGUAUGCUUGUAUUAUUACCUACAGAUCAAUUUUGGUUUGACAUAAGCAGGGAAUAUAUAAAUAUUUUCAUUUAGGUUUUUUUUUUUUUUUUUUUUAAUUUUUCAGCAGAUGACACUUUAACAAGUACCACAGAUUUUUAUUACUUUAUAAAAUAUGUUUUCUGAAACGUAAAAACUUUUAAAACAUGUUACAUAAUGCUUAAUGUUGAUGAAAUUUUGAGUACUUGUUUACUCUGGAUAGAUAAGUUGCUGCUUCCAACAACUUUGCCCUGAUAAAUUUGUGUUCAACAAGUGGAUGAAUGGAAAGACAAUAGCAAAUGUGGGAUCAUCUGGAAAAUAUUUUUUUUGCUAAUCAUCAAGUUACUUUGUAAAAUGAAGAUAAUAUCUCUUAGAAGUGAUAUUUAAAUAGUUAAAAGAGAAAACCAUUUUGUGUUUUGAAGAGCUUGAUAAACACUGUUUACUCAGCAGUCUUUUUAAUUAGGUGACCAAAAUGUAGUGAUUAUAUGGAAUAUUUUUUUUAUUGAACGGAUACUCCAGGCUACCUUAUGUGAACAAGAAGUCCAGUAAAACUGCAGCAUAACUAAACAUAUUACCUGGCUGCAUUGUGCAGACUUUACUGUCAAGCAUUUGUCACUUUCUGUGCCCAAGAGAUUUUCAGUUUUGUAUGCACAAAUACAGCACUCUCAGGUUUUUUUGAAGUUAAAGACUGAGCAUUUUGAAGUUUAAUAACCCCUAUUUCUUUCUUUGUGAUAGAGCAUUAAGUAUUUAUCUCUUUAGAAAUCCUUAUUUCUUUAUUGUGCAGUGAAGGUGCUGACUUUCACACAGCUUUUUCCUAAUAGCUCAAGAGUUCCCGUAGCAUGCCUUUGUAUCUUUAUAGCCACAGCAAAGAAAUGGGUCCCCAUUUUUGUAAAAUGCUGUUUAAUUAUUCAAAACCACUUUCAUGGAAUCAAAAGUUUUGGUUUGACUUGCUAUGGUGUUAAUGUUUUACCAAUUAUAAUGUUACUUUAUAGUUUUUUAAAAAUUAUUGUGGUAAGUCAUAAAAUAUUUGGAAAAAUGUUUACUGAAACUAAUGAAACUGCAACAUUAUUUUUCUGAGCAACUUUUUUUUUUUUUUGUACACAGUGCAGCAUUGCACAUGCUUUUUGUAUGCCGGCAGGAACAAAUGUUUCGGAAAGAUGGCAAGGCACAAAUGCACUUCUUCUUUAAAUUUGCUUGUUUUCUGCCACAAGCAAUCUUACUGUAUCUAUGGGAGCAGACCCCUAGGUCAACUGUGCUGCAGUGUCCUGCUUUUGAAUCUUAUUUUCUGUCCUAGUAUUACUGCAUAUGUUUGAAAUACUCCACUGACUUUGAGAUCUGAAAAUAUCCACCAUGUGGUGUUGAUAUUUUAGUAAAUCAGUACAAAUUGUUUAACUCCAGUUAAGUCAACAUAAUUUUUAGUGGUAUUGGUAUUCCUAUAUACAAUUAAUGUUUUUGAGGAUUUUAGUACACUUACAGUUGUGCUUUGCUAUAUUUUAUUCAACUUCAUCUAUAAUAUUUUUAAUAUGAGCUCAUCUUUGUGUGAUUUAAGUUUAUUUUAAAGGAGCUAUUUUGAUAUCUUGGGUUGAUUAAAUUAACAUAAGUGAUAUUUAUGCUAUUGUAUUUGACUAGUGCAAUAGGUUUAUUUUACAAUAACUCAGUAUUUUGUGUAUUUUCAAUGUUGUAUAUUUUUAACAGCCUAUUUAAGUGUGCAGUUGCAUACAUUUCAUUUACUUCGCUUACUUAAAAAAUAUUUUAGGUUUGCACCCUUUUAUAAUUAGGGAACACUUAAUAAAACAAGACAAUAUAUGUAGGUUCUACAUUUAAAAGAUGAUUUCUGACAUAGACCCAGGUUUGCUUCCCGGGUCCUCCCUGCGUGGAGUUUGCAUGUUCUCCCCGUGUCUGUGUGGGUUUUUUCCCACAGUCCAAAGACAUGCAGGUUAGGUGCAUUGGAGAUUCUAAAUUGUCCCUUGUGUGUGCUUGUUGUGUGGGUGUAGUGUGUGUGUACACCCUGUGGUGGGCUGGCGCCCUGCCCAGGGUUUGUUUCCUGCCUUGCGCCCUGCAUUGGCUGGGAUUGGCUCCAGCAGACCCCCGUGUUGGAUAAUGGAUGGAUUUCUGACAUGCAUUGGUUAAAUGCAAAAUAGAAAGGCAAAUGCACAGACUGUGAUACCUUUUAAAAGGGUCUUUUUAGUUCUUGUUUCUAAGACAUAAAGUCAAAAAUUACCUUUCAAAAAAGACAUUUGCUACAGUGACUAAUUGAUCAAUGUAAGAUAUGUGCAAUAUAACAUAAAAUUAUUCAGGCAUUAAGGUGACAGUUGAAUUGAUGAUCAACUGUCAGGAAAAUAUUAUUUUGCUUUGAGCUUGUUAUUAAAACCUCCAGACUUGCCUUAUAAUAAAUGAGUGCAUUUGGCUGUUAGAGACCAGAUGAUUUUUACUUUAAAUUCAUUUGUUUUAUUAUUUCAGCAAAAAGAGUGUUCCACUGUUUAAGCUAUGGAAAGGUGUUAAUGAAUGACAAUUGUAAUAACAUUAGAGUAGCAUUUCUAAUUUUGCACUGUUUAGAAUAAUGUAUUUUUAGUAAUUACCAUAAUUCAUAUGAUCUUAUAGCAAAUUCUAUUAUUUUUGUCCACUGGUCCAUAUUUUUGAACAAUAAACAAUCGCAAUUCAGACAUGUAA